Messenger RNA from Astrephomene gubernaculifera, 2656 nucleotides. The record is from the annotation of a GenBank genome assembly. Lineage: Eukaryota; Viridiplantae; Chlorophyta; Chlorophyceae; Chlamydomonadales; Astrephomenaceae.
GUAAUGGCGGCAGGAAAUUUUCAUACAACUUCUACAGGGGCUCGGUACUUCUGCUCACCUUCCUUUGUUACAUGGGCUAUCACGCUGCUAGGAAGCCGCCGAGCAUUGUAAAAAGCGUGCUUCGAGGCACUCCGCUAACCCCGGGCAAAGGGCGUAUGCUCCUUGCUGACGGUGGGCUAGCCGUGACAGCAACAGAUCCAACAACGCUUAAUGGCUGGUCGCCGUUUAACGCCGGCAAUGGACAGACGCUGCUGGGUCAGGUGGACCUGGCGUUCCUGGGCACCUACGCCAUCGGAAUGUUCUUCGCGGGUCACCUGGGGGACCGGGUGGACCUGCGCUGGUUCCUCACGGCAGGCAUGGUCCUGAGCGGCGUCUUCACCUCGUUGUUCGGCAUGGCCUACUUUUGGGACGUGCACGUGUUCUCCUACUACGUGUUCGUCAGCGUGCUUGCGGGGCUGUUCCAGUCCACCGGCUGGCCCAGCGUGGUGUCCAUCGUGGCCAACUGGAGCGGCAAGGGCAAGCGCGGACUCAUCAUGGGCAUCUGGAACGCGCACACCAGCGUGGGAAACAUCCUGGGAACCGUGGUGGCGGCGGCAAUGCUGUCCAGGGGCUGGGGCUACUCCUUCCUGCUCCCCGGCUUCCUCAUGGUGGGCCUGGCCGCCCUCAUCUUCCUCUUCCUGGUCGUACACCCAUCCGACGUGGGCCACGCCAACCCAGAUGAGCACGGCAGCUCCUCCCGCGGCUCCGGCGGCUGCUCCCACGGCCCCGGCGGCGGCUGCAGCCGGCACGCCUCCACCGCCUCGCUGGACUAUGACGGCGAGGAGCUGAUGCCGCUGUCCAGCAAGGAGCGGGACCUGGGGGGCGGCAAGGAGGGCAGCAGCAGGGAGAAGGAGGUGGAGAGCAUCCACUUCAUGGACGCCUGGCGCAUCCCCGGCGUGACCGCCUUUGCGCUGUGCCUCUUCUUCUCCAAGCUCAUCGCCUACACCUUCCUCUACUGGCUGCCGUACUACAUCAAGUCCACCCCCAUCGAGGGGCGCAAGCUGAGCGCCAAGGAGGCGGGCGACCUGUCGGUGCUGUUUGAUGUGGGCGGUGUGGCGGGAGGUGUGCUUGCGGGCCACUUGUCCGACAAGUCGGGCGCCUCCGCCUCCGUUGCCACCCUCUUCACGCUGCUGUCGGUGCCCUGCCUCUACCUCUACCGCACCGCCGGCCACACCUCCUUUGCGCUCAACGUGGCGCUGAUGAUGGCCUCGGGCUUCUUUGUGAACGGGCCGUACGCGCUCAUCACCACCGCCGUGAGCGCCGACCUGGGGACACACGACUCGCUGCAGGGUAACUCCAAGGCGCUCGCCACCGUGUCCGCCAUCAUUGACGGCAUGGGCUCCCUGGGCGCCGCACUGGGCCCUAUGCUGACGGGCUUCAUCUCGGACCGCGGCGGCUUCGACAUGGUGUUUGCCAUGCUGUACUGCAGCGCGCUGGCGGCGGGGGCCCUGCUGGUAAAGCUGGUGGCCAAGGAGCUGUCGCUGAUGCGGGGCGGGGGGCGGAGCCCCAAGCCCAUGUAAUGCUUGUAACGGGAGGGGGGUAGGAGAGAUGGGUGUGUAGGGUGGGGUGGGUGAGGGCUGGCUCUGGGAUGAGAUGUAAAAGAUGAGAAGGAAGGCGCAGAUAGUUUGAUUCGUGCGAAUGUAGCAGGGAAGUCGAGAUAGGCGUAGGUGUGCUAGGGAAGCUGGAACUUAGGACCCAGUGUUUGGGGACCGGGAGGGCAUGGGGACGUCACUCGGGUGCAUGCGCGUUUGCUGCACCGGUGCACAAGGAGUGGAAAGCCACGGGCGGUUUGAAGCACACGCAAAAACCUGCACGCAUCCUGUUACCUUAGCGCAUCACCCUUGCAUAUUUGUGUGCUGUUUGCUAUUUGCUGCGAGCCUACCGUAAUGGCGGUUUGUUAGGUAAUCGGUAUGAGGCAAGAACGCAGAUUGGUGGCUGCAAUAUGGGAUCCUUGAGUGGAAUUUAUUUUCUCUAGGAUAUGGAGGUGUGGCGCGGGUGCGGCGAAGGUUUCCUAUAUGCUGCAGAGAGGCGUGGGGCGGGACGCGCGUUUGCGUUCUCGGCGCGCAUUGCUCUUGUGAACCGAGAUGUGCAUGUGCACCCAUACUCGUGGCCUGUCGCUUACAUAAGGAUAUGCUUGUGGGCUAAACUGUUGGCACGAGGCAGACCCGAUGGUUAUGCCGGAUAGUAGAAUGGCGCGGAGUGCACGGGGCGGAUUCACACAGCCUGUAAUGGGUACUAGCUCUGGGUGCUGAGUGGGUGAGCUUGUGGAAGGGAUUUGCAGGAUAAUAUGUGUGCCGCCUAAGGGUUGUGCCCUAGGCCCCAUGCCACUACAACUGUUCUGAGGAUUCCUCACCUUGACCCGUGGAACGUGGAGUUGCCCUACCACAUCCCAAGGGUCAUAUUACCUUUUUCUGCAUUCAAAGGUAACUAACUUUGCUCGUUCCUUGAUAGGAUGAAAGCCAGCCCUGCUUUCUCGUCACGUCACGCCAACCAUGUUAUUAGCCCUAGACAAGCUCUCACGUUUUCUGAACUUCCCUCCCUUUGAGGCUUGACCUGGUGGGCUGUCUUUGCUUAUCCUUAGCGACGGUGCCUGAAGCAGUGUAGGCGUGGGGAUACC